AUGAGUGAGAGCACUAUUUACCAAUUCACAGCCAAGGAUUCGGAUGGAGCCGAUGUUUCAUUGGAGAAGUACAGGUAAUUUAAAAGUUUAAUAUUAUUAUCAAUGAGGUUUUUGGUAAGAUGCACAGAGGGUUUCUCUAUAAUACAACAAUUUUUUCGUGCCCGAUACGAGUAAUCGUUGGAUGUGCUAUUCCAAGGCUUACUUGAGUGGAAACCGACCCAUCCAAUUUAUAGAAAAUUAGCUUCUUGUCUAGUGUAAUAUAAAUUUUUUUUGCUUUCAGAGGAAAGGUCGUGAUCAUUGUGAACACUGCUUCUCAUUGUGGCUUCACGAACUCGAAUUACGCUCAGCUGAAGGAAUUGUUGGACAAGUACAAGAGCCAAGGUCUUGAAGUUGCCGCGUUCCCAUGCAACCAGUUUGGACGACAGGUACGCUCUUUUUAUUGCGUCUUUUGUGGAUUUUAGUAGAUGAAGAUUUCGGCCUUACAAGAGUUGAUUACUUCGCUUUUUGAUAUUGAUACGAAAAAGGUUAUGAAAGCAGCUAAUGUGUUGCAAAUGUUUUCAGGAGCCCGGAUGCAACGCUGACAUCAAGAAUUUCGUCAAGGACAACUUCAAAUUCGAUCCCGAUCUCUAUGACAAGAUUGAUGUCAACGGAAAGAAUGCCCAUCCUUUGUUCGCCUACUUGAAGGAGAAUGCUCCCGGCUUCCUCUUCAAUGCCAUCAAGUGGAAUUUCACAAAGUUCCUGGUCAAUCGCAAAGGAAAAGUGAUCGCUCGUUAUGCCCCCACAACAAAGCCAUUGGACAUGGUCAAGGACAUCGAAAAGGCCCUUGCCGAAGAAGCCUAA
This is a messenger RNA of Bursaphelenchus xylophilus (pine wood nematode), 840 nucleotides long. NCBI's taxonomy places the organism in Eukaryota, Metazoa, Nematoda, Chromadorea, Rhabditida, Aphelenchoididae. The record is from the annotation of a GenBank genome assembly.